CAGCGCUACGCGCCGCUCUUGGACGGGCUGGGGUGCUGGGGUGAAGCAGGCACGAUGUGGGCCUGUCGCCUCCUCCACGCUGGUCUCUCCGCAGCCCCCCGCGGCCGCCGCGCGCAGUCGGCGCUGACCCAGCUGCGUGGCGUCCUGGAGGAGGAGCUGGAAGCGAUCCGCGGGGCUGGCACCUGGAAGAGCGAGCGGGUCAUUACGUCCCGUCAGGGGCCGCGCAUCCACGUGGACGGUGUCUCCGGAGGACUCCUUAACUUCUGUGCCAACAACUAUCUGGGCCUGAGCAGCCAUCCCGAGGUGAUCCAGGCAGGUCUGCAGGCCCUGGAGGAGUUUGGAGCCGGCCUUAGCUCCACUCGCUUCAUCUGCGGGACCCAGAGCAUCCACAAGGAUCUAGAAGCAAAGAUAGCCCGCUUCCACCAGCGGGAGGAUGCCAUCCUCUACCCUAGCUGUUUUGAUGCCAACGCUGGCCUCUUUGAGGCCCUGCUGACCCCCCAGGAUGCAGUCCUGUCGGACGAGCUGAACCAUGCCUCCAUUAUUGAUGGCAUCCGUCUCUGCAAGGCCCAUAAGUACCGCUACCGCCACCUGGACAUGGCUGAUUUGGAGGCCAAGCUGCAGGAGGCCCAGAAGCAUCGACUGCGCCUGGUGGCCACGGAUGGGGCCUUCUCCAUGGAUGGUGACAUCGCACCCCUGCAGGAGAUCUGCCACCUUGCCUCUCGAUAUGGUGCCCUGGUCUUUGUGGAUGAAUGCCACGCUACCGGCUUCCUGGGGGCCACAGGACGGGGCACGGAUGAGCUGCUGGGUGUGACGGACCAGGUCACCAUCAUCAACUCCACGCUGGGGAAGGCACUGGGUGGAGCCUCAGGGGGCUACACAACAGGGCCUGAACCCCUGGUGUCCCUGCUCCGGCAGCGCGCUCGGCCCUACCUCUUCUCCAACAGCCUGCCCCCCGCUGUCGCCGGCUGUGCCUCCAAGGCCCUGGACCUGCUCAUGGAGAGCAAUGCCAUCGUCCAGUCUAUGGCGGCCAAGACCCAGCGCUUCCGCAGAAAGAUGAAGGCUGCUGGCUUCACCGUCUUGGGAGCCAAUCACCCCAUCUGCCCUGUGAUGCUGGGUGAUGCCCGGCUGGCUUCUUGCAUGGCAGAUGACAUGCUAAAGAGAGGCAUCUUUGUCAUCGGGUUCAGCUAUCCGGUGGUCCCCAAGAACAAGGCCCGGAUCCGGGUGCAGAUCUCAGCAGUGCACAGCGAGGAGGACAUCGACCGCUGUGUGGAGGCCUUCGUGGAGGUGGGGAGGCUGCAUGGGGCACUACCCUGACCUGGGCGGUGACAGGCACAGCCAAGGUCCCCCUCCCUCUGCAUUAACGAAAGGGGCCUUUGGUCAGCCCAGGCCAGACGCUCUGAACCCUGUCAGAGUCCUAGGACUGGGCUGGGGCAUGGCCGGUGCUCGUGAUCUUGUGUCAAACAACAGUGUGAAACUGGGCUGA
Messenger RNA from Neofelis nebulosa (Clouded leopard), 1483 nucleotides. It is a transcript of the gene GCAT, whose product is annotated as glycine C-acetyltransferase. The coding region runs from base 55 to 1314 and encodes 419 amino acids. The transcript has 9 exons. Gene Ontology annotation, biological process: L-threonine catabolic process; biosynthetic process. Gene Ontology annotation, molecular function: glycine C-acetyltransferase activity; pyridoxal phosphate binding. Lineage: Eukaryota; Metazoa; Chordata; Mammalia; Carnivora; Felidae. The record is from RefSeq and is a predicted model, not a curated record.